AUGAACAUCCUCCAAGAUCAAAUCAACAUUCAAACAUCAAGGGCUAUGUUAAUACACUUGUACCGCUAUGCCUCACCUCUAGAAAAGGUCCUGACACUUGUUGCAUGCCUCUCUGCAAUUGCUGCAGAGACUGGCUUUCCCCUGCUUGCCCUCGUAUUUGGCAGUAAUUCUGAAUCAUUUCAAAACACCGGCAUAGAUGGCACGAUUGCAGCUCUGUUCCGAUCACGAAUAACAUUCUAUGUGUUGGACUAUGUCUACCUCGCUAUCGCAGUCUUCUUUCUCAAUUAUAUUUCCAUCAGUUUAUUCAUAUACACUGGGGAGAAGAUAACGUUGAGAGCAAAGGAAGAGCACCUGAAGUGUAUGCUUCGACAGAACAUUGGCUGCUUCGAUCAACUUGGGGCGGGCGAAGUGGCUACGCGAAUUGGCAAGGACUUCAACCUUGUCCAGUCGGCGGUUUCAGAAAAGGUCGGACUCGUACUUACUGGGACCAUUACGUUCAUCACAGCGUUGUUGGUUGGAUUCAUAAAAUCCUGGAAACUUACAAUGAUAUGUCUGAGCACGGUGGUGGCCAUCGUUGUCAUCAUGUGUGUUGGUAGCGUGAUGGUUACUGUCUGGGAGAAGAGGGCGCAGGACGUUCACGCCGUCAGUGGCUCAAUUGCCAAGGAAGUACUCAGUACAAUCAGAGAUACUGUUGCUUUAGGGAUGAGAGACAAGAUGGCAGAGAAGUAUAGUGCAAAUCUAGUCGAGGCACGUCGCCGGGGAUUUCGAGCGAAGAUUGAAAUUGGCGCACUCUUUGCCAUUCGCAUUUUCUGGCGAAAUCACCUUGUCAGGCAUCCUGACCAUCAUUUUGGCUGUCAUUACGGGGGCGUUCUAUCUGGGUCCGGAAAAUCGUCAAUUAUCAAUAUAAUCGAGAGAUUCUACGAACCGGUCGAGGGCUCGAUAGUGGAUGGCCACGAUAUACGGAGCCUUAGUCUUUCUUGGCCACGACAGCAAAUUGCGCUGGUCCAACAGGAGCCGGUACUCUUCCACGGCCCGAUCAAGGAGAACAUAGCACUAGGCCUCAUGCACUCUCCUCUUGCCGAUGCUUCUGAAGAGGAACGCGCGCAAAGAAUUACCGAGGCAGCGAAACUUUCGAACGCACACGAGUUCAUAUCCGCGCUCCCCCAGGGCUACGACUCCAUGCUUGGAGUUCGCGGGAUGCUACUGUCUGGUGGGCAAAAACAGCGUAUCUCAAUAGCUAGAGCAAUUAUCAGGGACCCAAAAAUCCUCCUCCUGGAUGAGGAAACAUCGGCGAUAGAUUCAAAGUCGGAGGAGGCCGUGCGGCAAGCUAUCGACCAAGCAUCCAGAGGGCGGACAACAGUGAUUUUUGCGCAUAGACUAUCCACCGUCAGGAGCGCGGAUAAUAUUAUCGUUUGGCACCGUGGCCAGAUCUCCGAGCAAGGCACCCACAAUGAAUUGAUGGAGCUAGGUGGCUCAUACCACAAUUUGGUAUUAGCCCAGGCUGGUGGAAUGGAUAGCUCGUCAACGGACAGAGACUCUGGAAAUACCUGCUUAGAGCUGGCAGAGCUAUUCAAGGAUGUCCCCAUUGUCGAACCCUUCGAGUACUCAAUCAAUGACAAGCCACCCGAUACACACGAAGAUCAGUACUCGCAGCCAUACAGCCUCUGGAGCAACUUAUCAUUUGUCUCCCGACUCAACUUACCAGAAUGGCGCGUUCUAGCUGCAGGCCUCACAAUGAGCUCCCUGGCAGGGUUAGCCCAACCGGCUCAGUCCGCCCUAUACGCCAAAGCAAUUAUUGCGUUGUCCAAGCCGCUGACAGAACAUGUCCAAAUCCGACACGAUAUAAACAUUCUAGCACUGUUGUACCUUGGCCUAGCAUUGUUACUACUAAUGGUUAAGAUGGUUGAGGGUAUUGCACUUGGUCUCUGUAGCGAGCGACUACUCAGUCGUGCGCGGGAAAUGGCAUUUCGAAGCAUGCUAAAGCAGUAUAUUAGCUUCCUUGAUAAGACUGAAAACGAUCCCGGAUCUUUAGUGAGCUUCCUAAGUGCGGAGACGGAGAAUCUCACAGCAAUUUCGGGAACCACGCUCGGCGUGCUGGUCAGCAGUUUCGCUACUGUCGUCGGAGGUAUAAUUAUCACCCUUGCCGUGGGAUGGAAACUGACACUUGUUUAUGUAUGCGCUGUGCCAGUGAUCUUGGGAACAUGGAUCCUGCGCUUCAAAGUAAUGGCGGACUUUGGCGAGGCAGUGGCGGCGUAUAACGCGAAGUCUGCAAGCUUGGCCUGCGAAUACACCAACGCUAUCCGCACUGUUGCGUCUUUGGAAAUGGAGGAGUACUUCUUAGAUCGGUACGCAGCCCACCAUCGCGACCAGCUCAGGCAGCCUUGGAAGGCUAAUCUGCGGAACUCCGUGCUUUAUGCGAGGACACAAUCAGCACUGUACCUCGCCAGGGCGCUUGCAUUUUGGUACGGUUCUAGGCUGCUGUUCAGCGGAGAGUAUUCACAAUUUCAAUUAUUUCUUGUGUUUGCGGAAGUCAUCUUUGGCGUACAGUCUGCUGGAACGCUCGCUAGCUUCACAGGGGACAUAUCCAAGGGACGUCGAGCGGUGGGAUGGCUACGUAUGUUGGCGGAUCGUGAACGCAGAAUUGACGAGUCGUCUGAAGGUGGCAGCACCUUGCCACAGUCAGACUGGUCUGUUGAAUCCCGCAACGUGAGCUUCAGUUAUCCUUUGAGACCCGAGGUUUUGGCCUUGCACAAUGUCAGUUUCAGCAUCCAACCCGGCGUGUACGCAGCAUUAGUUAGCACUUCUGGUCUCUUAGGCUCUGGAAAAUCUACGAUUAUUUCUCUACUAGAAAGAUUCUACGAUCCCCAGCAGGGAAGCAUACUCGUUGGUGGUCGUCAUAUUACAGACCUUAGCCUCCGAGCAUAG
Messenger RNA from Talaromyces stipitatus ATCC 10500, 2925 nucleotides. RefSeq names its product multidrug resistance protein 1, 2, putative. NCBI's taxonomy places the organism in Eukaryota, Fungi, Ascomycota, Eurotiomycetes, Eurotiales, Trichocomaceae. Gene Ontology annotation, cellular component: membrane. The record is from RefSeq and is a predicted model, not a curated record. The transcript is spliced from 3 exons. Gene Ontology annotation, molecular function: ATP binding; ATP hydrolysis activity; ABC-type transporter activity. Gene Ontology annotation, biological process: transmembrane transport. The coding region runs from base 1 to 2925 and encodes 974 amino acids.